Molecule: messenger RNA, 2498 nt
Organism: Sitophilus oryzae (rice weevil)
Lineage: Eukaryota; Metazoa; Arthropoda; Insecta; Coleoptera; Curculionidae
Product: synaptotagmin-1
Exons: 10
Coding region: 46-1764 (572 amino acids)
Biological process (GO): regulation of dopamine secretion; cellular response to calcium ion; regulation of calcium ion-dependent exocytosis
Cellular component (GO): membrane
Molecular function (GO): phosphatidylserine binding; clathrin binding; syntaxin binding
Source: RefSeq, a predicted model, not a curated record
GUUGGCGCCGCUCGUAGUUCCGCAUCUCCGUCACAGAUCUUCAACAUGGUUGGUUCAGCAGUGUUAGGUGCUGCGAUUGGUACCGGAGGAGCUCUACUGAUCGCCAUGACCAUAGUGAUCUAUCGGUACUAUAGCCAGAAGAGGAAGGAUAAAGAAUGGAGGUCUAUAGACAGGGUACCCUAUCAACCAGUUGAUCAAAAGCUGCAAAAACCCGUUGGAACUUAUCCUAGAACUGAUUUUAACGUAUCAAAGGAACAACGUAAUGUACAGCCGCCACAGCACACAUCAGCCCAGUCCAUGACAGCUGAAAUCAUGAAAACGCCUCUCGAACUGUGUUCCAGCUCUGUGGGAGGCCACCCGCUCCAGCACCAAUCCAAGUCGUACCCUGGAGGACAACCCUUGCUCUGUCGCACUCCGAGCGCUUCCAGCCAGAGCAGCUUGGAUAGCAGCAAUUCCAAACAAGGCAGUCACCGGGGUUCUUCCCCCCAAAUUCGCACGUUCGCACCCGACGGCAAGGCGCAGGUCCAGUACCACAACGAGGCCACCCACACCGUCAGCUACCCUCUCCCCCGCCCGUCCAGCCGUUCCCCCUCGCCGCAUCGCACCGCCUCCCUGGACAUCCGGUCGUCGUCUCCCGGAAUCGGCCACGUCACCGGACCGGAACUAAGGACGCCGUCGCCGUCUCAGUCCAGCCUGGCCUCUUUGACCGGCGGCUCGGGUAGUUCCUGCAACUCGCCGGUACCGGCCAGUCCGCGCAAUAUCACCUUUCAGAGAUGCUUAUCACCGUUGUUCAUUCCAUCUUCCCGAGGACCGACCCCGGAGAAUGCCUCAUCCCUACCCCCCGCGAGCCCUCUGGGAGCCAUCCAACCGGACCUAUACCUCAAGAAAGACGGACCACUGUUCAUAGGCGAGACCAACAAGACUGGAACCGGCCUAGGAAGACUCCACUUUAGACUGAACUACGACUUUGAUCGGUCCGAUUUUGUGGUACAUCUCAUCGAAGCUCACGAUUUGGCCGGGAUUGACCAGGGCGGAUUCAACGACCCCUACGUUCGGCUGAUGCUGCUGCCGGAAGUGGAUACGAGAAAACGUCAAACCUGCAUCCAUAGAAACGACGCCAAUCCCGUUUUCAAUCAGCUGUUCAAGUUUCCGGUCUCGCACGAUGAACUCAAAUUGAAAACUUUGCUGCUGCAGGUGUUUGAUUACGACAGAUUUUCCAGAAACGACAUUAUAGGCGAGGUAUCUAUGGUUUUGGCUGAUUACGACUUCGCCAAUAGUAUUGAGAUUUGGGGUGAGAUAACGAAGAACAAAAAACCUCCGGAAGAACUUCAGGAAUUAUUGGUAUCUCUAAAUUACUUACCCUCUGCUGAAAGACUCACCUUGAGCGUAGUGAAGGCUAGAAACUUGUUCUUGCCCCAAGAUAAGGAAUUCAUAGAUCCCUAUGUCAAAGUCUACUUGAUUGUAAACGGGAAACGAACUAAAAAGAAGAAGACUUCCUGCAAGAAGGCCAACUGCAAUCCGGUUUGGAAUGAGGCUUUGACGUUUAAUCUGCCAUCGUCGAGCAUCGCUAAUGUGGAAUUGGAGAUAUCAAUCUAUGAUCAAGGAAACGACAUUAUGGGCAGCAAUCCCUUGUUGGGAUGUUGCGCCAUAGGGCCUAAAGUGGUUGGCACCGGAAAGGACCACUGGAACGACAUGAUUCAGAGUCCUCGAAAAACGGUUUUUUGCUGGCAUACUGUGAGGAGAAAAAAUAGGAAAAUCGUGUGAACCAGGUUUUGUUUACGCCUAGUUUGGUUUGGUUUGGUUGAUGUCCAUCUAAUUGCAUAGAAGAAAAUUAUAAUAAAUCCAAAAAAAAUGAAGAUUUUAACAUCCUGCAGCCACGAUACAUAGCAUAAUCGGACCUAUGUGGAUAUGAGAAAUAAUAUUUUUUACGAGAGGAAUCUGCCCACGAAAAAUGGCACAUGUUUUUUUAAACACCCUCUAUAAAUUCUAUACUGAUUUAUAAAAGUUCCGAACCAAACACGGCAACCACCGUGUCGUUGGUGACAAUGGUUACAUCAAAUCUCAAUAAAGAACAUUUGAGUGUAAAAAAUCAUCAACAUCUAUUAUUGCAAUAAAGAGCAACGUUACUAAUUUACAAUCGAAACUUCAUAUUAAAUUAAAACUGAUACACAACAUCGAAAAUGAACACCCCUCGAGCAGCCAAUUCUAACUAAUUUAACAAUGUGUUAUUUCUCUGUCCAAAAAUUAAUAUUUAUAGACGAUAUCAGUGUCGAUAGUGACUCUAUACUGAUUAUAUCAACUCAAAACGUAUUCUUAUGCGGUCGAAUAUUUCAAAAAAGACAAACCUAUAUUCCCGAAUAAAUUAUAACACAUUAACUAAAUUAUACAAGAUAAAAUAUAACAAAAAAACAUAUUUAGGUCUAAAAACAAGUAAUUUAGCAUAAGGUACUUACUUAUUGUCGUAUUGUUAGUUAUAUAUGAAUGUAUCUAAAAUUUUA